Bubalus bubalis (water buffalo) is the source of this 812-nucleotide messenger RNA. RefSeq names its product tachykinin precursor 3 (gene TAC3). NCBI's taxonomy places the organism in Eukaryota, Metazoa, Chordata, Mammalia, Artiodactyla, Bovidae. The transcript has 7 exons. Gene Ontology annotation, biological process: positive regulation of blood pressure; tachykinin receptor signaling pathway. The coding region runs from base 164 to 541 and encodes 125 amino acids. The record is from RefSeq and is a predicted model, not a curated record.
CUGGGCAGGAGUUCCUGCCACAUUCCCCAGUCCCUCCACUCCCUGUUUUUCUCUCCACAGCAGCAGCACCAGCAGCGUUCGUGGGGAGCGGGCAGUGCUUCCGGCCAGCUCCCUGAUCCUGCUAGACCAUCUGUCCCAGGCUCCAAGCUGCUCCACAGGCAUCAUGCGCGGCGCCCUGCUGUUUGCAGUCAUCCUAGCCCUCAGCUCGGCUCGGAGUUUUGGUGCGGUCUGUGAGGGGUCACAGGAGCAGGUGGUGCCCGGUGGGGGUCACAGCAAGGACUCAAAUCUCUACCAGCUGCCCCCGUUAUUGCUCCGGAGACUCUAUGAUAGCCGCGUGGUCUCCCUGGAUGGAUUGCUCAAGAUGCUGAGCAAGGCCAGCGUAGGUCCUAAGGAGUCACCACUUCCCCAAAAACGUGACAUGCAUGACUUCUUUGUGGGUCUCAUGGGCAAGAGGAACCUCCAGCCAGACACUCCUGUUGAUAUAAACCAAGAAAACAUCCCCAGCUUUGGCACCUUCAAGUACCCUCCAAGUGUGGAAUGAGCACUCCACUCCUGGACUCCUGGGCUACAUCGUGAAGACACCCACCCCUAGAUGCACACGCUUCUAUUUCCCUUCCUCCUCCCCACCCCUGUAACACUCUUGUGCUUUAACCCCUUCUUCUCUCUGUCCCACUGGCUGCAGAAACUGCCUUGUGAGCAUCCCCAGUCCCUGUAACCAUUGACUACAGAUUGCCCUGGAAUUUCUGUAGCAUCCUACAAAUAUGAUGUCUCUCUCUAUUCCUCAACAAUAAAGGAUUUUUACAUAUUAUGAC